UAAACCCGAGUCGACCGUCGGUGACUCAGUACGGGUCGCGCAACGAGUUUUCUGUUAAUUUUUUAAAAUAUAUUUUAAGUCGCAAGUCUUCUAUUUAUAAACAGAAAAAAACGAAGAUAGCCAUCGUUUUGGUGAGAGAGAGGAGAGAAGUUCAUGGAAAGAUAGAUAAAACUCUCAGCUUAUUUUGAAAUAUACAGAGGAGAUAGAGAGAGAGAGAGAGAGAGAGAGAGAGAGAGAGAGAGAGAGAGAGAGAGAGAGAGGGAGAUGGGGGAUUCAAGCGGUUCUGUCUCCAUUGAUAUGGAGGCAAUGUCUCUUGGAGGACAGGAACACCUUGUGGAGACUACCUAUGGCCCGGUAUGUGUUGCCGUUUGUGGAGAUCCUGAUAAACCUGCUCUUAUCACAUAUCCUGAUGUUGCUCUUAAUUAUAUGUUCUCCUUUCAAGGGUUGUUGUUUUGUCCAGAAGCUAGUUCCUUGUUGCUCCACAACUUUUGCAUUUAUCACAUCAGUCCUAUUGGCCAUGAGUUGGGAGCUCCAGUGAUCGGUGUUGAUGCUCCUUUGCUCUCAGCUGAUGACUUAGCAGACCAGAUAGUCGAGGUUCUUAACUAUUUCGGACUUGGUGCAGUAAUGUGUAUGGGUGUCACGGCAGGAGCUUACAUUCUGACCUUAUUUGCUAUGAAGUACAGGCAGAGAGUUCUGGGAUUAAUACUCGUCUCUCCACUGUGCCAAGCGCCUUCUUGGUCUGAAUGGUUGUGCAAUAAGGUUAUGUCUAAUUUACUUUACUACUAUGGCAUGUGUGGGGUGGUUAAAGAAUUGUUACUAAAACGGUACUUCAGCAAGGAAGUUCGUGGUAAUGCUCAAGUUCCAGAAUCUGAUAUUGUUCAAGAAUGCAGAAGAUUGCUUUGCGAGCGGCAGAGUACAAAUGUAUGGAGAUACCUUGAAGCAAUCAACGGGAGAGUGGAUCUAAGCGAAGGGUUAAGGAAACUACAAUGCAGAACUUUAAUAUUCAUCGGCGAAAACUCAGCUUACCACUCUGAAGCCGUUCACAUGACCACAAAGCUAGACAGACGAUACGGCGCACUAGUCGAGGUACAAGGAAGCGGAUCACUGGUGACAGAAGAACAGCCACAGGCGAUGGUAAUACCGAUGGAAUACUUUUUGAUGGGAUACGGUUUGUACCGUCCGACACAGAGCGUAAGCCCAAGAAGUCCUUUGAGUCCAACGAGAAUCUCGCCCGAGCUUCUCUCCCCUGAAAACAUGGGGUUGAAGCUCAAGCCUAUUAAGACAAGACUCGCGCUAUGACACUCUGCCUCCUCCUCUUGUGCUAUAGAAAUUAUUGCAAACAUAUAUAUACAUUACGUAAAAAUAGACAUUGGUUUGGAGUUUGAGAUGCUCUUUGUGUUAUGUGAUCGAAGUUGUAGAUAUAGACAGGGAUACAGAUGUUUUAUGUUUUUGAGAAUUUUUGUGGUAGCUGUUGUUUGUUCUGUCUGUACAUUCUGUUGAAUAAAUUAUUUAUGGAAAAUAUCCAUUAUAUACAAAAAUA
This is a messenger RNA of Brassica oleracea var. oleracea, 1540 nucleotides long. RefSeq names its product pollen-specific protein SF21-like. The coding region runs from base 265 to 1299 and encodes 344 amino acids. The transcript is spliced from 10 exons. Lineage: Eukaryota; Viridiplantae; Streptophyta; Magnoliopsida; Brassicales; Brassicaceae. The record is from RefSeq and is a predicted model, not a curated record.